Messenger RNA from Racocetra fulgida, 479 nucleotides. The record is from the annotation of a GenBank genome assembly. NCBI's taxonomy places the organism in Eukaryota, Fungi, Glomeromycota, Glomeromycetes, Diversisporales, Gigasporaceae.
AUGUCUCAACAAAAAAAACGUAAUCAUGUAACUGUAGCAUGUAUAAAUUGUCGAGGAAAACGCAAAAAAUGCGAUGUACAUUCUGGAGAAAAUAAAUGUACUCGCUGUAUUGAACGAAAUUUAUCUUGUAUUUUUGUACCUGGCGGUAAACGAGGUCCAAGGACCGCUGCUGGUGUAUACCAAAAUGCAUUAAUUACCAAUCCUUCCUCUUUCAUUCACGAUGAACAAAUGCCAAAUAAUAAUCAAAACAAUACUAUUGUUACUAAUAUUAACACUCACAUGACUACCGAAACUAUCGCGACUACUGAAACUACCGCGACUACUGAAAUUUUCAACAAUACUCAACCUUCAUCAAAUUUUCAUGAUCAAAAUAUAUCUUCCUUUUCAACUAACGAUUUAAACGGUUCCUUCUAUCACGAAACUCCACGUCUUUAUAUUAACCCUUGUGAUGAGGCUACUGAAUCAUCCCAAGAAUGCAA